UUGAACAUUGGGACUUGGAAGCUGAAUUACCGAUAACUAGCUAGCUAAGGCUAGCUAUAAUGUUCAUGAGAGAAUAAACGGCUUUUAUAUCUUUGUCGAAAUUACCACGUUCUCAUUGACUAAGAAUGUGGGAGUGAGCGACGACGAAUCAAACAAGGGGAAACAGGCAAUCGCGGGGGUUUUCUUGUUUUACGAGUCCGUCUCUGCCUUGGAAAUGUCGGGGAAGAUCGAGAGUAAGCAAGACUCCCAGCGCUCCCACCUCUCCUCCUUCACCAUGAAGCUGAUGGACAAGUUCCACUCCCCCAAAAUCAAGCGGACGCCCUCCAAGAAAGGGAAGCAGCUGCAGCCAGAACCAGCAGUCAAAACCGCGGAGAAGCCCGUCAACAAGAAGGUGAGCCGCCUGGAGGAACACGAGAAGGAGGUGGUCAGCGCCCUGCGCUACUUCAAAACUAUCGUGGACAAGAUGGUGGUGGACAAGAAGGUGCUGGAGAUGCUGCCGGGCUCCGCCAGCAAGGUCCUGGAGGCCAUCCUGCCGCUGGUCCAGGUGGAGCCGCGGAUACAGCACAGCUCUGCAGUGUCUUCCUGUCACAACCGUGUCUACCAGAGCCUGGCCAACCUUAUCCGCUGGUCCGACCAGGUCAUGCUGGAGGGCGUCAACCUAGAGGACAAGGAGACCAUAGUAACGGUUACCACGGUCAUAAAAGCAGUGCUGGAUGGUGUGAAGGAGCUGGUGAAGCUCACUAUCGAGAAGCAAGACCAGCCAUCGCCCACAUCCCCUGUGAAACCAGCAGCCCCUGUUGCCAAGCCAGAGAGCACUGCAGAACUGCCACUGAACGAGAGGGAAAAGGAGAUCCUGAGCAAGACCGCGCCCAUGGCCCAGCCCCCCGAGAUCCUGACGGAUGCAGCAGACGAGGACGUGGCUCCGCCCAAGCCACCACUGCCUGGGAUGAAGAUGCCUGAGCACAGGCUUGCGAGCCGAGCGCAGCUGAGCGCCGACCCUCCGAGGAGGCCCACACAGCAGGAGAACCCCCCAGCCCUGCCGCCGAAAAAGCGCCAGUCGGCCCCCUCGCCUACGCGGGUGGCGGUAGUGGCUCCCAUGAGUCGGGCCACGAGUGGAUCCAGUCUUCCCAUCGGCAUUAAUAAACAGGAGUGUGACCCGGACUACCUGCAGAGGCGCUUCUCUGGAGGCAGCCACUCGUAUGGAGGGGAGUCCCCACGCCUUUCCCCCUGCAACAGCAUCGGCAAACUGAGCAAGUCGGACGAGCAGCUCUCCUCUCUGGAGCAGGACAGUGGACAGUGCUCCCGCAACACCAGCUGCGAGACUCUGGACAACACAGAGAGCUACGACCCCGACUAUGACUUCCUGCACCAGGACCUGUCCAGCAUCGAGCACGUGCCUCCGGUGCAGGUCGGCGGAUGCCUGAGCCCCCUGCCCGAGUCGUACAGCGAGUCAUCCUCCCCAUCCCCGUGCCCCGGCCAGCACCCCACGCACCCGCGCUUCAGCGCGCCCUGUCCCCAGCAGCCCGCGGAGUACUGGGGCCCCCAGGGGCCCAUGGGGCCUCCGCAGCCCUCCCGAGUGAGCGCGCCCCCCGCACUACCGCAGAAGAAGCGACGCAGCGCUGCCUCGCAGGCCCCCUUCUUUCCUGUGCCCUACGAGCGCCACCCCUCCCACUAUGACAACAUCUCAGAGGAGGACCUGCAGCCUGUGCCCCCCUUCCCACUCUUUACACCUGUCUCACCCAUGCCGCAGAGCAAUGGGGGUGCCUUCGUGGCCGACUUCAUCGCCAGUGACAGCGCAGACAUCCCCGAGAGCCCCCCGCCACUGCCUGAGAAGAAGAGCCGGCAUAUCCUGCAGUACAUGCAGUUUGUUGAGGACUACUCAGAGCCGCAGCCAUCAGUCUUCUACCAGACGCCGCAGAGUGAGAGCAUCUACGAGCAGCGCAACAAGCGCUUCCAGGAGGUCUAUGGCUUCAAUGACUCCUUCAGCAGCACUGACUCCGUGCACGAACCUCUACCACCCCCCGCCCUGCCACCCAAACAGAGACAGCUGGCCUCGCACUCUGCUUCCCCUUCUUCCUCCUCCUCCUCCUCCCUCUCCUGCCACCUCCAGCACUCUGCGGUGGCAGCGGAGGAGGCCAGCGCUGCACUCAGCCUCAGCCUGUCCAUCUCUAAUUCCUUCCUCAGCGGCCACGCCUCCCUGGCCACGCCCAUGAGCUCGGACCUAGUGGUGCCAGCCAGUGCCAGCCAGUUAGCAGAUCCCGGGGGCGUGACCAACGGUUCCCUGGAAAGCUCUGGUGGCUCUUUUGCUGUCUGCCUUCCUUCUGAAUCUUCUCUCACUGACUCUCUUCAACCCUCUGUGAGCGAGAGUGCUAACGAGGAGGGCGGGGAGGGGGAGUAUGUCAAUCUGUAUUCAUCCAGCCAGGCCAACGGGGAGAUGCUGCUCUCCCACGGAGAUGUCACGGUUAGCAGUGACGAUGCAAUCCAAGACCCAGCCCCUCAGAACCCCUCGUCCAAUAGCAAGGAGACGUCAGACUUGGAAAGGAGACAGAAGUCCUCCGAUUCUGGGCAGAGUGAAGAGGAGGUGGAUGAGCUAUCGCUCAUCGAUCACAAGGAGAUCAUGGCCCGUAUAACACUAAAGCAGGAGAAUGAUGACGGUCCAGAUGUCCGAGCAGGAUCAGGGGAUAUUCUAUUAGUCCACGCCACAGAAACGGACCGCAAAGAUCUUGUAUUAUACUGUGAGGCCUUCCUGACAACCUACAGGACAUUCAUAACCCCAGAGGACCUUAUAAAAAAGCUACACUAUAGAUACACAACGUUCUGUCACAGCCCGGACACGUUCAAGAAGCGAGUCAGUAAGAACACUUUCUUCGUGCUGGUGCGCGUGGUGGACGAGCUGUGUUUGGUGGAGCUGACCGACGACAUCCUGAAGCAGCUGAUGGACCUGGUGUUUCGACUCGUGUGCAAUGGGGAGCUGAGCCUGGCCCGGGUGCUACGCAAGAACAUCCUGGAUAAAGUGGAGCAGAAGAAGCUGCUACGCUACACCAACUCCCUGAAGCCGCUGGCCGCCCGUGGGGUGGCUGCCAGGCCAGGCACUCUGCACGACUUCCGCAGCCAUGAGAUCGCCGACCAGCUGACGCUCCUAGAUGCUGAGCUCUUCUACAAAAUAGAGAUCCCAGAGGUGCUGCUCUGGGCCAAGGAGCAGAAUGAAGAGAAGAGCCCCAAUCUGACACAGUUCACAGAGCACUUUAACAACAUGUCCUACUGGGUGCGCUCAAUAAUUAUCCAGCAGGAGAAAGCCCAGGAUCGGGAAAAGCUACUCCUGAAAUUCAUUAAGAUUAUGAAGCACUUAAGGAAGCUGAAUAAUUUUAACUCCUACUUGGCAAUACUGUCAGCGCUGGACUCUGCUCCGAUUCGAAGACUGGAAUGGCAAAAGCAAACCUCAGAGGGAUUGGAGGAAUACUGCACCUUGAUUGACAGCUCCUCCUCUUUUCGCGCAUAUCGGGCAGCGUUGGCGGACGUGGAGCCCCCCUGUAUACCUUACCUAGGUCUCAUUCUGCAGGACUUGACGUUUGUCCACCUUGGGAACCCUGAACUCAUCGAUGGGAAGGUCAACUUCUCCAAACGGUGGCAGCAGUUCAACAUCCUGGACAGCAUGAGGCGCUUCCAGCAAGUGCACUACGAGCUUGAAACGCAACGAGACAUUGUCUCCUUCUUCAAUGACUUCAGCGACCACCUCGCGGAGGAAGCACUGUGGGAACUGUCCCUGAAAAUAAAACCACGCAACAUCACGCGCCGCAAAACAGAGCGCGAGGAGAAGACCUAGGAGUGGCCAGUGCGUCCCACAGCCCCCGCGGCAUGCAAGACGAGAGCUAGACACACACAAUCAAUGGAAUCUAACACAACUGUGACGGCAGCUAAAAGACUGGGAAACCUUUGUCUGUUACAGUUUACAGGAACUCUUUUUUUUAAUUUUAUUUUAAAUUGUAUUGGUUUGGGAUCGUUCUGGGUCAAGGCCCCGGACUCGGACUCAGAUUGCGGGAGGGGAGACUGGAACGGUGUGGAGGACAAAAAAAAGUUGGAGGCAGUCGGGGGACAUCUCAACCCUGGCGAGAUUUGUGUGGCCAUCCCACCUUGUCCAUUUCAGUGUGCGUCUGGUCUGUGCAUUUCAAGAGGCACCUAGACGUGUGCUUGCUCACAGCCCGAGGUGCUCUCUUUCCCAUGGAUAACCCGUUGCCCUUUGUAUGUGCCAUCCUGGGAGAAUCCCCACUCCAAUCCAUUCAUUUCAGAGUUCCAGAAUGGACAGCCUUCUGCCGCAGACUGUGAUGUCACAAUGCCUUCAAGGAAAGGGGACUUUCAUUGAUGGUGUUGAAUAUAUUGAUAUACUGAAAUGGACAGAACAGUGAGAAUUGUGAAAUGAGUGAGGGGGGAGGUGGGGGGAGAGGGGGUGGAGACAGUAUCCUAGAAUAAUUAUGCGAGACAAGUUUUGAGGAAAGGUUUUGUUUGGAGCAUUUUAUGUAUCAAUUAUAUAUGGUUAAUGUAUAGUACAGUUCUCCUUUUGUUCUUUAAAAGGGUGUUUAACAGUAAGAAGAAGAUCUCAUCUUCUCUUAAGUGCCAUACAAAUGUGCACUUAAAAAAGCAAAGCAAAAAAGAAAAGAAAUUAAUAAAAAUUGCUGUGAUCAAUGUUCAACUGGCCCAGCAGAGAGAGGUAUGAGAGGGCUGUUUGCAGCAGUGUAUGGAAAAGGAGUCAGAAGCAUGUUCCAGGUCUUCAUGUUUUGGCCCUAUUUUGUCUUGGGGGGUGAGGGGCCACCCUAAUGCUCUAUUAAUUGCCAUGUCACACAAAGUGGGACCAGGGCUUUCCUGCCGGUGGGGGGAGGGUUGAGGGGGUGUGUAGGUGAUUACGGGGCUCAAAGAUUCAAAAAUGGAGAGCCAUUGAAGUGGAACAUCUUUCACCACCCUGUAGCAUACAAUACAACUAUUUCCUGUUUCUCCUUUGGAAUUCAGCUCUGCCAUUACACACAUCACCCUGUGCAAUCCAAUAAAAUGCUCUGCAGUAUUUCUACAUACCUGGGUCAUGCGUGUUAACUGAUUCCAUGUGCA
Messenger RNA from Megalops cyprinoides (Indo-Pacific tarpon), 5097 nucleotides. It is a transcript of the gene rapgef1b, whose product is annotated as Rap guanine nucleotide exchange factor (GEF) 1b. The record is from RefSeq and is a predicted model, not a curated record. Lineage: Eukaryota; Metazoa; Chordata; Actinopteri; Elopiformes; Megalopidae. Gene Ontology annotation, cellular component: plasma membrane. Gene Ontology annotation, molecular function: guanyl-nucleotide exchange factor activity. Gene Ontology annotation, biological process: positive regulation of GTPase activity; Ras protein signal transduction.